CUAAAGCUUGAUUGGAUCAAUGUGACAAAUUUAUAAUGGCGGUGUUGACUGUUGACAUUUGGCUGACGUUUAUUUAGCAAACACAAACUAUUUUGAGUAUGUUAUGCGAGGCACUUGCUAAUUUAUAAUAAUUUUAAUGUAACAUGGCAGUAAUGGAAGGUUCUCUAAGUAAAUGGACCAAUGUUAUGAAAGGAUGGCAAUACCGGUGGUUCGUGCUAGACGACAACUCUGGAUUACUCUCCUAUUAUACGUCAAAAGAAAAAAUGAUGCGAGGAGUUCGAAGGGGAUGUGUUCGAUUAAAAGGUGCUAUAAUAGGAAUCGAUGAUGAAGAUGACAGCACUUUCACCAUUACAGUCGAUCACAAAACAUUUCAUUUUCAAGCAAGGGAUGCCGAAGAACGGCAUAAAUGGGUGCAAGCGUUGGAAGACACGAUUAUUAGACAUGCCAGUCGAACAAAGUGGGAUUCAUUUCAUGUGUCGCCUACAAUUAAGGAUCUGGAUAAUAAAGUUUCGGAAGCUGAUGCAUAUCUACAACUUAUGAUUGAACAAACUAAGCAAUUGGAAGAGAGAAUAAUUUCAUUCACCGACCUUGAUGAAAAGACGAAAUGCGAGACAAUCUUGGAGCAUGCAAAUGUAAUGCUGGAUAACAUCAAGCAUUCCAUAGUCCUGCUUCAAAUUGCAAAGAAUACCGCACAUCCCAUCAAUGGUAUUUACCAUCCAAUACCCGGAAAAUCAAACAGUGUCUCUUCGAUUCAUGAUGGUAUGUUCAUAUUAUAUCCUUUGGAUGUGGUUCCUGGGGAAGCUGUUAUUCAACAAGGAAUCGAACUGGGUUCUGAAUGCAUGGAAGAUGGACGGAGAAAAAUUAGAACAAUACCUUCGGUAACUGCUUUAGUGGUACCUGAAAUGUCCUACUCAAGUUCAGAAGGCGAAGAUGAUUUUUUUGAUGCUAAUGAUAUUCCAUUCGCAGGCAGCCAGUUGCCAUCGCCCACCAGCUUGAGAUCUUUUGACAAUGAGGGACAAACUCAGUUACCAGCGCCAAAGUCGAUUCCGCCCACAGUUGUUAAUGUGACCAAUCGAGUGCCAUCCGUCCGAAAAAGUAGGAAUCCCGGAAAUCAAGACGAACUAGAUUAUGAUGCGCUUUACGAAGACGAUGAUGAACCCGAUGUGGAAAUGGAAAGCCAUGGCUCCGUUAUUAGGCAUCUAUUAUCUCAAGUGAAAAUAGGAAUGGAUUUAACCAAAGUUGUUUUGCCAACAUUCAUUUUGGAAAGACGAUCUUUACUGGAAAUGUAUGCAGACUACUUUGCACAUCCGGAUCUAUUCACAUGUAUUCCAGAUUUAAAAGACCCGCGGGACCGAAUGGUCCAAGUAGUAAAAUGGUAUCUGUCAUCUUAUCAUGCUGGUCGAAAAAGCUCGGUAGCAAAGAAGCCCUAUAAUCCGAUCCUUGGCGAAGUGUUUAGAUGCCAUUGGGAUGUUUCGGAAGACGAAAACGGGCCUUCCGAAGAAACAGUACCUGACGGCCCUGUGCCAUGGUGUAAGAAAAGUCAGCUCACAUUUGUAGCUGAGCAAGUUUCUCAUCACCCGCCUAUAUCUGCCUUCUAUGCCGAACAUGUAAACAAAAGAAUAAGCUUCAAUGCCCAUGUAUAUACAAAAUCGAAGUUCCUCGGAUUGUCUGUUUGUGUUUAUAAUAUUGGUCAAGGAGUCGUAUCGGUACUUGAUUACAACGAAGAAUACAUAGUAACAUUUCCCAACGGUUAUGGUAGAUCAAUACUAACCACGCCAUGGAUCGAAUUAGGUGGAAGUGUCACCAUUAGUUCUCCACAAACAGGAUACCAUUGUGAUAUUGAAUUUAUAACAAAGCCGUUCUACGGCAACAAGAAACAUAAGGUAACCGCAGAAGUAUACGGACCCGAUGAAAAAAAGUCGUUUUUAAGUAUUAGCGGAGAGUGGAAUGGUUUAAUGGAGGCCAAAUGGGCCGACAAAACCGAUCCCGAGCUAUUUAUAGACGUAAAUGCCAUAGAAAUAAUCAAGAAGCAAGUGAGGCCUAUUAGCCAACAGGAGGAGAAUGAGUCCAGGAAAUUAUGGAAAGAGGUUACCGCUGGUCUUAAGUUCAACGAAAUUGAUAAAGCUACAAAUGCUAAGCAAUCGUUGGAGCAGAAGCAAAGAGAUGAGGCUAAGGAAAGGAAAGAUAGUGUAAAGGAAUGGCAAACAAGAUUGUUUAAAAAAGUUGGGGAUGAACAAUGGUUGUACACAAGGCAAUUAAAACAGCGGCUACCGAUGAAUUCAACGAACGCUACGUGAAGAAGAUCUUAGUAUUAGAGUUUUCCAGACCUGAUAACUUUGCAAGUCGCUGGAAUUUAAAUUUUCAUGAUCAACAAGUAAACUGUGAUAAAAGUCAUGAAAAUUUUGUCUAUUCCAAUUGUAUAGAAUUACGGUUUUAAUAUAGCAUCGAAAUUGUGUUGAUUUCAGCAUUGGUAUGAAGACAUGGAGAGACAAGGUUACUUAACUUUUAAUUAAAUAUAGAUCAGCUUAAGAAAAUUAAGCUCAAUUUCUUAUUAAAACAUAAAAUAAGCUAAUAACAAUUUUUAGUUCCAAAGCAUUCAAUUUUGGAAAUAUGUAAUUGUAGACAUCACUUAGAUGCAAUAUUUCUUACGUUGCCUCUAGUUUGCGAGAUCCUCGUAUAUCGCUGUAGACUAAUAUUUGUCUCAGUUAUUUUGUAUUGUGAAUGAAUUAAAUACUUUAUUACCGUUGUCAGAUAAUCCUGCAGUAAAUCAGUACAAAUAAUAAAUAUAUUAGUGGUAAUAACUUAAUUUGUGACUAUUCUUUUUUGCAUAACAUGAAAUCAAAACGUAUUAAUUUAGAAACUCAGAGUCACGAUCGUAUUAAAACGAACAGGGAUAAGCAUAAAAUUUUAAAUACAGGAAAAAAAGUAUUAGUACACGAAGCGAAAUAUGUUACCUGUUAUCCGGCGGCUUAAUAACUUUUAAUAUUGUCAUCGGGGAUAAAUGCAACGAAAUAUUCUGAUCUGAUGUGUCAUCGUAAUGCGCCAUAGAUUAUGUUUUUUUUAAUUAACUUUUAAUCUGACAUAUCAGUUAUUGUUAUUUAUCUAUCUAUACUUCUUACACAUAAAAUCGAAUUGUAGAUUUUGACAGUCUUUGAUUAUACUACACAAUUGUUAACAGGUUUUUGUAUGCUAUUUUGAAAACCUAAUUGGUACUUAAAUACCUGUUGUUUUAAGGGGUUUGAAAGUACUUUGGCGAAAUGCCCAAACACGUACGCAAUGUAUUUCGCUUUCGGUGGACGCUGAAGUACUUGCUUUACCAAACUGGCUUUUGUAAAUAUACAUACACUAUAGUACUAACUUCAAUCGGCAAAAGGUUGUCUAUCAGCAUUUAUAUUUUUUACUUUUUAAUAAAAUGUAAAUUAUUGUAUAUUUUGCUUAAUUGCAUGUAGUAUUAUUUAGCCAAAGUAAUUUGGUUUUGUCACCUUUGGCAUUUUAGUCUUAAAAGCAACUUGCCUAAAAAGUUAUAGUACAAUCAGAAACAUUGUAAUGUGACGUACUUCCAAGAAAAUUUCCAAUAAAUAUAUGAUAUACUA
Messenger RNA from Dendroctonus ponderosae (mountain pine beetle), 3593 nucleotides. RefSeq names its product oxysterol-binding protein-related protein 9. NCBI's taxonomy places the organism in Eukaryota, Metazoa, Arthropoda, Insecta, Coleoptera, Curculionidae. Gene Ontology annotation, molecular function: sterol binding. The transcript is spliced from 15 exons. Gene Ontology annotation, cellular component: membrane; cytosol; intracellular membrane-bounded organelle. Bases 144 to 2297 code for a protein of 717 amino acids. The record is from RefSeq and is a predicted model, not a curated record.